Molecule: messenger RNA, 1938 nt
Organism: Punctularia strigosozonata HHB-11173 SS5
Lineage: Eukaryota; Fungi; Basidiomycota; Agaricomycetes; Corticiales; Punctulariaceae
Product: glycoside hydrolase
Exons: 6
Coding region: 574-927 (117 amino acids)
Biological process (GO): carbohydrate metabolic process
Molecular function (GO): hydrolase activity, hydrolyzing O-glycosyl compounds
Source: RefSeq, a predicted model, not a curated record
AUGACGGCCCUCAGUGUGCGAGGACAGCUGCGUCGAACAUAACAGCCGCUCGAACACGCCCUCCACUCAUCAUACAAGCGCGGUGCAUUCAUCGUCAGCGACCUGGAUUCGCUCGGCUGCUCGGCUGCUCGGCUGUGGGCCUACGCGCACAACAGUUAACGCGGGCCACCCGAAGUUCGGUAGAACAGUGCGAGGAGGUGCGCGAGGAGCUCAAACAUUGCGGCUACGUUCCACCGCACCAUGGGCCCCUCGCUUACGAUCGCCAAUGAUAACGGGGACACGCCCACGAGCACCGACCGCCAGUGGAUAGCCCGUCCGGGCUCCAUUCUCCACCGGUUCCUCGAGGCUUACGCGAUCCACGGUGCCACCGCUCAUGCUCAUCGAUCAUUGCUGCUGGCAAACCAAGUCGGCACCUCAAUAACCGGCUGUGGGACUUGCACAGUGAACUGAACACGACACCAUGUUUGGUGAGUCAAAUAGCCACCAUCGUUCGGAUGUCGAACAUACCUCGCGCCACGGAAGCUCAGCAAACACUACUCGACCGUGAAAGAGACGAGGGAGCAGGUGCGCGCGAUGCGCGCGGCCGGGAUCCCGCUCGAGGUGAUGUGGAACGACAUCCACGUCUACCACGCCUUCCGCGACCUCACCUCGGACCCGGUCUCGUUCCCGGGCGACGAGAUGCACGCGUUCGUCGAGGGCUUGCACGUGGACCGUCGGAGGUAUAUCCCGAUUGACGACGCCGCCGUGGCGCACGUCGUGAACGGUCUGUACACGAGCGGGGCGGAGCGGGACGUGUUCGUCAAGGACCCGGACGGGAGCGAGUACGUGGGGCAAGUGUGGCCCAGCUAUAUGGUGUUCCCGGACUGGUUCGGCGAGCGCGCGGGAAGCUGGUGCGGUUUCUCGUCCUCUCCCCCCCUCUCUCUGUAGUCCGCCAGGCUGAAAAAAUCGGUUUGAAGCGGCAGGGCAUUGACAUCUCGAACACGAGCACGCUGUUCCUCCUCCCCGGCGUGACCGGGAAUCCGGUCUCGACCUACCCCGAAUGCUACGACGUCGACCGGUUCGGACCGAGCGGGAACAUCAGCGACGAUGGUGUCCUCACCUGCAACGCCACCUCGUCCACCUCCUCCGCCCUCAUCGCGCGCCGAGCUCAGCCCCGAUCAGCGACGAUGGUGUCCUCACCUGCAACGCCACCUCGUCCACCUCCUCCGCCCUCAUCGCGCGCCGAGCUCAGCCCCGAUCUGGCGGCAGCGGAGAAGAAGACGAGGAGGAAGAGGGCCCUGGGAACGGGCGGCCAGACGACGUCGAGCUCAACACGCCGCUGUAUGCGAUCCACAACGGGAACGGCCGAUCCACGUGCUGGCUACGAACAGAUGCGCGCGUUCGUCGAGGGCUUGCACGCGGUCCAUCAGAGGUAUAUCCCGAUUGACGACGCCGCCGUGGCGCAUGUCGUGGACGACACGGACGUGUACGAUCUGGGGCGGAGCGGAACGGGUUCGUCAAGGACCCGGGCGGGAGCGAGUACGUGAGGCAGGUGUGGCCCGGCGAUGCGGUGUUCCCAGACUGGAUCAGCGAGCGCGGCUGGCUGGUCGUGAUCCACGGUGCCGCCGCUCGCUCAUCGAGCCUUGCUGCCGGCAUAUCGGGUUGGCACCUUAACACGGGCGGUGGAACUGUGCCGCUGGUCCGGCCCGUUCAGGAAGGUGCGUGGUUCCUCCUAUCAGACCGUCUUGUUCGUCCAGCCGCCAACCUCAACGCGACAACAACGACGUCGAAAUCGUCCUUCCCCAUCGAUUAGACGUGCAAACCUUUUAUUUGUGCUUGGUUCGUUGUAAGGACCCCUGGGGCACGUCCUCGGGUUGCCGUGCGCGCCUUGUGGGAACGUUGCAACCCGCCCUUGCGCGGCCAAUCAUUUAUCUAGUUGAUACAUACCGUGUACUCUGC